UAGCGACAUCUUUCUUUUUGAUACAUAUGUAUAAUAUACUUAAGUGGGAAUAUCAGACUGAAACAAACAAGACUGCCAAGCCUUUGAAAUCCCUUGAUUUAAGAUUGUUGCUUUAUCUUUAUGGCUUAUAUUCCACCACACAAGCGACACUCAAAGGAUUUGAACCGUCCAACUCCAACUCCAACUCGAGAGCUGCUUGCUCCACAAUUCAAGAGAGAUUUGAACUUGAGGGAUGUAGACAGUGUUGUGAAUAUUAUCAUUCCAAAAACAUGCGUAUACAGAUGGUUCAUUGUUGGUUUGGAUGAUGAUGACCAAUUUCCUUCAUUUAUCCACCUUGAGCGGAUUUCAGAACCCAUUGAGCGGACUCUAGGAGAAAAGUCCCUAGUUUUAGUGAACGAUCAUGCAGAUAAAGGUAAUGAUGAAGUGGGAGGGAAUAUAUCAAGACGACCUUGGGAAUUUGUUGCUAAAAAUGCAUGGCCAGAUAUAUUGACUUGUUUUAACAAUCUGAGGAACAGAAUGGAGUGUAAAGAGCUCGAGAAAGUAAAGCCAGUAUUGGUCGCUGGAUUUGGCAAAAUUCGUUUUCGUGGGUCCUAUUCUGUGAACAUAGAAAAGGUCAAAAAAUAUCCAGUCACUGAAACCACUUUGGAACCAUUGAUGAGAAGAUUUUAUACAAAUGUUCCUACGUCUUAUAAGGACAACAUUAUAAGUGGAGUUGUUCCAAAAAUAGGAUUUGAUUUUGAAACUGAUAAGGAUGUAUACGAGAUCAAGGUGACUGACAGCAUGCGACCACACUCAAUCGUUAUUUGCAAAUGUAGAGUAAAAGAAGAUAAAACGCUUGAGCUCUAUAAGGUUGAAACAAACCAUACUCGUCGAAUGGCCAUAUACACAUCAUGCGUGGAUAAGAAUUUAGACCUGAGGCUGACGCUAUGGACGAAGAGUAUUGGCACUGACUUAACUGGUGAAGAAAUUCAGAGCCUUAGAAAUCUGAUUAGUUCAGCUAUUUUAGAUCGAGGAGUGAAGGGUGGUUUGAGAUGGCCCCUAGGGAAGUCAAACUCGGGGGAUCAAUACCGUGUUAGUAAGGUUUGGCACAAAGAAGUUAAGUUGUAUGAAAGCUCAUCACUGAGGCUCAAGGUAAGACAUGCUGAUCGAUUUAGUUUUGAGUCUUCUAGAGGGGAGUCUUCAAUUAAGAUUUCUCUGCAGUUGAAGCGAUUAGCUUCAGACAUACUGGAACAGAAGGUGGAUACUGAUACUAUGUAUAACAUGUUUAAGGACACCUUAGGGUUGAUAUGGGAUCAUUUUUUGUGUUGUGAGCACUUCUUGACAUAAGCAACUCGUGCCAAGCUUUACCUAUUGUGAAAAAUGUUAAUACGUUAAUGUCAGUGAUGGGAAUAGCCUAUGUCCGUCUCCAAUGGUGGAACAUUUCUUGUAAAUAUUUGUUACAAAAUAUUUUUAAUGCUUCUUUCUUUCUUCCUUUUUAAUCCUUGUAAGAGCUGCUUAAUAUGGUACAAGUUUGGCGUUUCAACAAUGGUAUGCUUGGUAAUGUAAGUUUAGCUUAGGGUUUGUGAGCAAACAGAAAAACAGAGAAAAUGUGAUCGAAUUUCU
Pistacia vera is the source of this 1602-nucleotide messenger RNA. RefSeq lists its product as uncharacterized. The transcript is spliced from 8 exons. The record is from RefSeq and is a predicted model, not a curated record. Bases 121 to 1326 code for a protein of 401 amino acids. NCBI's taxonomy places the organism in Eukaryota, Viridiplantae, Streptophyta, Magnoliopsida, Sapindales, Anacardiaceae.